This is a messenger RNA of Cyprinodon variegatus (sheepshead minnow), 2941 nucleotides long. Its product is annotated as bone morphogenetic protein receptor type-2-like. Gene Ontology annotation, cellular component: plasma membrane; signaling receptor complex. Gene Ontology annotation, biological process: BMP signaling pathway; protein phosphorylation; cellular response to growth factor stimulus. Lineage: Eukaryota; Metazoa; Chordata; Actinopteri; Cyprinodontiformes; Cyprinodontidae. The record is from RefSeq and is a predicted model, not a curated record. The coding region runs from base 213 to 2564 and encodes 783 amino acids. Gene Ontology annotation, molecular function: transforming growth factor beta receptor activity; ATP binding. The transcript is spliced from 13 exons.
GNGGUCGAGGCCGUUACGGCGCCGUGUUCCGCGGCGCUCUGAACGAGCGCUGCGUGGCCGUUAAAGUCUUCAGCUCUGCUAACCGUGCAAACUUCUCCAACGAGCGCUCCAUCUACCGCCUGCCUCUGCUGCAGCAGCACGACAACGUGGCGCGCUUCCUGGCUGCCCAGGAGAGGGCGACCGGCGACGGCCGGCCAGAGUUCCUGAUCCUCAUGGAGUUCUACCCUCACGGCUGCCUGUCUCAGUACCUGUCGGAGAACACGGUGGACUGGCUGACCUGCUGCAGGAUGGCCCACGGCGUCACCAGGGGACUCGCCUUCCUGCACACCGAACUCUGCAGAGGAGACCAGUACAAACCCCCGGUGGCCCACAGAGACCUGACCAGCAGGAACGUCCUGGUCCGAUCCGACCUGUCCUGCGUCCUGGCUGACUUCGGCCUGUCCAUGAAGCUGACGGGAACCAGAAGCUGCCGGCCCGGAGACGACGAGACCGUGGCCAUAUCCGAGGUGGGGACAGUCCGGUACAUGUCCCCGGAGGUUCUGGGAGGAGCUCUGAACCUCAGAGACUGCGAGUCGGCACUGAAGCAGGUGGAUGUUUACGCUCUGGGUCUGCUGCUCUGGGAGAGCUUCAGGAGGUGCUCCGACCUGUUCCCAGGUGACACCGUCCCUGAUUACCAGCUGGCCUUCCAGGAGGAGGUGGGGAACCAUCCCACCUUUGAGGACAUGCAGAUCCUGGUGGUCCGUGAGAAACACCGACCCAGAUUCCCUGAAGUCUGGAAGGAGAACAGCCUGGCCCUGCGGGCGCUGAAGGAGACCAUGGAGGACUGCUGGGACCACGACGCCGAGGCCCGACUGACGGCGCAGUGCGCUGAGGAGCGGCUGGCCGACCUCAUCCUGCUGAGCCCUCAGACCGCGCUGCACAACCACAGGAAUCUGACUCACAGCUGCUGGACGCCUCAGAUUAGCUCCGUCUCCUCCUACAUUGAGGAUCUUCAGGUGGGCGUGGUUAAAAAUCUCCACGGCGACGGUCACGCCAGAGCAGAAGGUGGAGAGAAGAACAGCAACUGCUACAACCAGCAGCGGCAGCAGACUCAGGCUCGCCCGCCCCCAUCAAGCUACAGCAUCUCUGAUCUCAGAGGGGGCGCUGCUGCUGCUGUCUGCCUGCAGCUCACAGAGGAAGACCUGGACGCCUCCAAGAUGGAUGCCCAACAGGUCCAGAAGAACCUGAGAGAACCCUCCCAGGAGAACCUGGUGGAACAUUCCCAGAAGCGCUUUGGAUCGGUACCACAGACCUCCUACCUGAACCACAGCAUGGAGGCGACCCGUCCAGAAGAACCAGAACCUUCAUCCUCUAUACAGCAGCAGAACCUUCCCCAGAGGCCCACCAGCCUCCAGCUGCUCCCCAAACCCAGAGAGACCCGAGUGAAGGCGGGAAGGUUCAGGUCCAACCACCGACAGGUGGAGACCGGAGUGGCUAAGAUGAACGCCAUCAUCCCGUCUGCAGAGCCACACCUGGUUACCACGGUAACUAACCUGAGGAGCGGCGCCACCAUCGGGUCGGAGGAGCUCGGUGCUGCCGCUGGCCACAACUCAGGGGUUCCUGUUCUGGUGACCAAUAGGAUGAGAGGAGGAGGAAGAAGCAACCCUGCAGGACCCAAGGAGGAAGAGGAGGAGGGAGGAGGAAGGGAAGGAGGAGCAGACAGUGUGGACCUGACCUUCAGUCCUGAUGAACAUGAACCUCUGCUGAGGAGAGAGCAGCUUCCUGCUGAGAGCGACCCUCCUCUUCCUCCUCAUCCUCCUCAUCCUCCCGGCCCGCCGGGCCCAGCAGGACCAGGAUCCAACUCCAACAACAACAACAACCGAGCCACCGUCGGUCCGGAGCUCCCUGAGCCGGAACCGCUCAGCGGACCUACAGCAUCAGGGACCAAGCAGAAAGUUCUGCAUUCUGGACCAGAACCGUCCAUCCGUCCUGCUGACGGAGAUGAAGGUCCAGAUCAGACAGAAGCAGAAGGAGGCCUACAGAACCAGAACUCAGGUUCUGGAGCCUCCAAGUCCAAAGUCCAGACAUCAGAACCCUCCAGAGUUCUUCAGAACCAAUCAUCUCCACCUCUGGACGUAUCCGCCUUGGAAGCCAAGGCUCUGGAUCCGGACCCAGCAGAACCUGCAGAGCCUCAAACAGCGGGUCUGCUGGCGGCGCCACUCCGACAGACCAGAACCAGGCGGCCGGAGCGGCCCUGUUCCCUGGACCUGUCCUCCUCCUGCGUCUCCUCAGAUGACGCCUCUCUGAUGGACCUCGGCAGCCUGAGUGCCAGCGGAGAGAAGAUCAAGCGGCGGGUGAAGACGCCCUACACCCUGAAGAAGUGGCGCCCCGCCUCCUGGGUGGUCUCCUCAGAACACGACCUGGACCUGGAGUUCGACUUCCGGGACGGCGGCGGUCCAAACAGAGCAGGAGGCGCCGGCGUGCCCAGAAUCAACCAGUCCAAGUCCAGCAUGGCCGUGUUUCUGGUCGGAGGCGGAACCACGGCGACUGCCACCUCAGAGCCGGACGGGCUGACCCGGUUCUGAUCACAGACAUCUGAAGAGAAGCGGACAGAACCGGACUGCGGCUCACAGAGGAGAUCCUGCAGCUGCAUCUCCUCUGUGAGCUCAGCAGGAGGCGCUGCAGGCCGCGUGGAGAGGUGGUCUGAGAAAAGGAGGAUCUGGACCUCAGGACCGGAUUCUUCUCUGGGUUUCAGACAGAACCGGCCUGACUGGAAGGUUCUGAAACCGAUCAAUGUGGGAUUAUAAAGCUCUCUUCUGAUUCGCCGGCCAGGUGGUGGGCGUGGCCAGUUUUUAAAACAGCUCUGAGUCAUAAAGGGAAAGGUGUCAAAAUGUUUUUAAACUUAUAAAGUUGAAACUUAAAAAAAUAUAAGUUGACUUUGAUUUUCCAAUUUUUAAAUUAU